GUCACAAAAUUAGUUCCAAUAUAUAUGAAUAAAGAAAACCAAUAUAAGAAGAACAUGAUGCCUAUGUAGUUGACGAUAUCUUGACAACCUUCAAUCUUCCACACAGAGAGCAAAGAUGGCGUCUCAAGAUGAGCUACAACAGCCAAUCUUGAACUCCCAACCCAGCCAUCAUGGAGUGGAUGCUCGGCUUGAGAAGAUCCUAGUUGACACCCAAUUGCCUUAUUUCAAGCGACUGCGACUGGCCUCAUGGAUUGAAUUUAUGCUCAUGUUCAAGCUGGCUGGACCUGCUGUUUUUGUUUACUUGAUCAACAACUUCACCUCCAUGUCCACGCGAAUCUUCGCCGGUCAACUCGGCAAUCUCGAUCUCGCCGCUGCUUCUCUUGGCAAUAGCGGCAUCCAACUCUUGGCUUACGGCAUCAUGUUGGGCAUGGGAAGUGCAGUGGAGACACUAUGUGGGCAAGCGUACGGGGCUGGUCGGUACGAGAUGUUGGGGAUCUACCUUCAAAGAGCAACCAUUGUGCUCGUUAUAACUGGUCUACCAAUGGUGUUGCUGUACGCAUUUUCAGAGCCAAUUUUAAUCUUACUUGGUCAAACAGAGGAGAUAGCAUCAGCUGCAGCAAUUUUCGUCUACGGUCUCAUCCCACAAAUAUUUGCUUACGCUGUCAACUUCCCCAUACAAAAAUUUCUCCAAGCCCAAAGCAUAGUGAACCCAAGCGCCUACGUCUCAGCCUUUACACUCUUGUUAAAUCUAUUGACGAGUUGGGUCGCUGUGUAUAAGUUGGGCAUGGGUUUGUUCGGUGCGUCACUGAUGUUGAGCAUAUCGUGGUGGGUCAUGGUGGUGGCUCAGUUUCUCUAUAUCUUGAAGAGUGACACGUGUAAGAAAACUUGGACUGGGCUUAGCUCGCAGGCCUUCUCUGGGCUUUGGGAGUUCGUCAAACUGUCCGCCGCGUCAGCGGUGAUGCUGUGCUUGGAGACUUGGUACUUUCAGGUACUAGUAGUGAUUGCAGGGCUGCUCGAGAACCCUCAACUGUCUUUGGACUCACUUUCUGUAUGUAUGUCAAUAGCUGGAUUGUUGGUCAUGGUGUCAGUGGGGUUCAAUGCAGCUGCAAGUGUGAGAGUGAGCAAUGAAUUAGGAGCAGGAAAUCCCAAAUCAGCUGCAUUUUCAGUGGUCAUGGUGACUUUGGUUUCUUUCAUAAUUUCAUUGGUAGAAGCUGGAGUUGUUCUUGCCCUACGCCACAACAUCAGCUACGCCUUCACACCCGGCAAGAUCGUGGCCGAUGCCGUAUCAGACCUCUGCCCCUUUUUGGCUUUAACACUCAUCCUUAAUGGUGUCCAACCAGUCUUAUCUGGGGUGGCUGUAGGGUGUGGAUGGCAAGCAUUUGUAGCUUACGUUAAUGUGGGAUGCUACUACGUUGUUGGAGUUCCACUAGGAUGUCUUCUUGGCUUCACGUUCAAUCUCGGCACAAAAGGAAUUUGGUCUGGUAUGUUAGCAGGAACACUAAUGCAGACCCUCAUAUUGUUGUGGGUUACAUACACCACAGACUGGAACAAAGAGGUGGAGGUGGCGAGACAGCGUUUGGACAAAUGGGAUGUGAAGGAGACUAAGGUCGUAAAGACCUAAAUUGGUGAAUCUGUGGAAAUAAAAGAGAUCAAUCAUCAGAAGGGACAGAGGAUGACACCAUAUCUGCCAGUCUCCAACCCUUUUUUUUUUAAGGCGUCUGAUAGUUGCUGCUUCUAGGGAUUCAUUUGGCACAUUGGAGGGACUAAUAAGAGUGUGAGAGGCAAAUGCUGAUGAGAAUGAGAAUGGUUCAUGCUAGACUCAACAAUACAAUGUGCAUUUUAUCUUUUUUAUGUCAUUGUAAUAAAAUAUUUAGAUGUACCCAGCUUUAAAUUUAAUCCCAAUUCGGUUUGAAACUUGCAAUAAAUACCAAUGUGAUUUCAUUUUCGUCCC
Tripterygium wilfordii is the source of this 1951-nucleotide messenger RNA. RefSeq names its product protein DETOXIFICATION 40-like. The record is from RefSeq and is a predicted model, not a curated record. Gene Ontology annotation, cellular component: membrane. The coding region runs from base 116 to 1621 and encodes 501 amino acids. The transcript is spliced from 7 exons. Gene Ontology annotation, biological process: xenobiotic detoxification by transmembrane export across the plasma membrane. NCBI's taxonomy places the organism in Eukaryota, Viridiplantae, Streptophyta, Magnoliopsida, Celastrales, Celastraceae. Gene Ontology annotation, molecular function: xenobiotic transmembrane transporter activity; antiporter activity.